CGCGCGCCGCGGCGGGCUGCCGCGGCGCUGGCCAUCGGCCGCGUCGAGCCCCCGGCGCCGACGGCCGGCGCGCCGUUCACGCUCACCGUCCGGGUCGUCGACGCGCGCGGGGCACCCGUCGGCGCGGAGGCCCCGGCCGCGGGACCGGUCGUUGCGAUCGUCUCGGCGGCCGCCGUCGGUCCCGGUGGCCGCGGCGCGCCGCUGCUCGGCGCGCGCACCUCUGCCGCGCGGGGGGACGUCGCCACGUUCGCACCGCUCCGCGUCGAUCGUCCCGGCACAUACGUUCUGCGUGUCGCCGCCGCGGGCCUCGCGGCCGCGGCAGCCCGCGUGACGGUCGCACCGGACCCCCUGGACGCCGCUGUCGGCGCGUCGCCCGGCGGCCGCUGCGCG
Messenger RNA from Pelagomonas calceolata, 390 nucleotides. The record is from the annotation of a GenBank genome assembly. Lineage: Eukaryota; Pelagophyceae; Pelagomonadales; Pelagomonadaceae.